Molecule: messenger RNA, 3998 nt
Organism: Petromyzon marinus (sea lamprey)
Lineage: Eukaryota; Metazoa; Chordata; Hyperoartia; Petromyzontiformes; Petromyzontidae
Gene: STRADA
Product: STE20 related adaptor alpha
Biological process (GO): protein export from nucleus; protein phosphorylation; activation of protein kinase activity
Cellular component (GO): serine/threonine protein kinase complex
Molecular function (GO): protein serine/threonine kinase activator activity; protein kinase activity; ATP binding
Source: RefSeq, a predicted model, not a curated record
UUUGAAUGGCGUCACGGUGCCGUCAUCAGUCAGCCGGUGGAGCCGAGCUCUUGCACGCUCGGCACUGUCCGGCAGGGAGUCAGCAGCAGCAGCAGCUGGUGGUGGUGGUUGUUGUUGUGGACGACGGUGGUGGUGGGGCGCUCGAGGUGAGGCUGAUGGUCUGUCGGACCGAAGAGGUGCGGGGGGAAAAGAACAAUGACCACCUACCUGCCCGAGCGCAACCACUACCAGACGAUCAGCAUGCUGGGGAACGGAUUUGAGGAGUUGAUGUCCGUUCGCCUGGCGCGACACGUGCCUUCGGGGAGCUACGUCGCCGUGCGCCAUAUCAACCUGGAGGGCUGUUCCCAUGAGCUCUUCUCGCUGCUGCAGGAUGAGCUUCAUAUCGCCAAGCUUUUCCACCACUCAAACAUCCUGCCUUACUGGGCGUCCUUUGUGGUGGACAACGAACUCUGGAUCAUCACUCCGUUCAUGGCUUAUGUUGCCCUGUUGGGAGGUGGCGGCGCAGGCUCGGCGAAGGACCUCAUCUCGGCGCACUUCACGGACGGCCUGCCGGAGCCGGCCAUCGCCCUGGUCCUGUACGAGGUUCUGCGGGCGCUGGAGUACGUCCACAGGAUGGGCUUCGUGCACAGGAGCGUGAAGGCGAGCCACGUGCUGGUGUCGGCGGACGGCCGCGUGUACCUCACGGGGUUACGCAGCGCGCUCAGCAUGAUCCUGGACGGGCACCGGCUGCGAGCGGUGCACACCUUCCCGCGCCACAGCGUGGGCACCCUGCCCUGGCUCAGCCCGGAGCUGCUGCAGCAGAACCUGGAAGGGUACGACACGAAGUCGGACAUCUACAGCCUGGGCAUCAUGGCCUGUGAACUUGCCAACGCCCACGUGCCCUUUAAAGACAUGCCCACCACACAGAUGUUGCUGGAAAAGUUGAACGGAACCGUGCCGUGCCUGCUGGACACGCACACCAUUCCCGCGGAGGAUCUCAAUUUACAAAACGCACGUGCUUCCCACGGAGUGGAAGGAGGGGCGGGAGGCGGCGGGGCGGCGGGCUGGCCGGCGGCGUCUUCGCCCGACCAGUUCUCACAUCCGUACAACCGCACCUUCUCCGCGCCCUUCCACAACUUCACCGAGAUCUGCCUGCAGCGGGACCCCGACAGACGGCCGUCGGCGACAGCCUUGAUGAACCACGUGUUCUUCAAGCAGGUGCGCAAGCGGCAGUGCGACGCCCUUCCCGAGCUGCUGAGGCCCGUGGCGCCGCUCACGGAGCAGCAGGAGGCGGCGACGCACGCCCACCCGGACAACGGCCUCGACGGGGUCGUCCGCGGCCUGCAGCGCAUGCAGGCCGCCGCCGCCGACGACGACGGCGACGGCGACUGGGACUUCUGAUGGCGCCUGCCACGAAUCGUCCCGGACGGAUCGUUGGACAACGUCGGCCUCGAUUCGCCUUCCGUAGAGCCCCGGAGAGACCACAGCGGCACGGGCUGCGACGACCUCUCACAUCCUCGCCGUGGUGCGGAGCUGAGCAAAACAAUUUCCUCCGCGUAUGAUCCUCCACUUUCAGUUUUCAACGUUUCAAAGUUUGUUUAACCCGGUUGAGAACUCCGAAAAGAGAGGGUCAGGGUGAGUGUCAUAUUUGCAGGAGUGACCUGGGACAUCCGUCUGCCCGUAGGGGGCCGUGAUUGCCGCUGUGCGUCCAAUCCCGAUUGAGUCACUUUUGCGGCGCGCUUUUCGAAUUUUGUGAAAUUUCCGAAUUUGAUUCGAUCGUGACGUCCGGCGCACGACGGUCCACGUCCGCUGUGAGCGAAGCGUGACCGGCGCGUGGCAGUGUCGUUACUACGACUGCUCCCACGGUUGUCGCACACCGCGGUUUACAUAACCAGGGCGGACGCCGGAUUCGAACCACGAGGUUUUGUGACGGGUGCAACGCGCGACUUGGGUGGAGGCGAUUUUGGCGGGCCCGGCGUUUGGCGCACGUGGGCUGCCUGUAACCCGGCGCUGCGAAGGCAGCGCCGAGGGUUGGUGGAUCACGCACGGAUUGUGUGAAACUCCCUGCGGACCCCUCCACACCUGUUCCGUCUCUAAACGCCAGUAGUUCUUAAACUUUAUUGCCAGCCUUGCACCCCAUUGGUUCUCAAUCGUAAAACAAAUUACAAUGUUAAUAAAUGCAGAGGGUUUGACUGAAAUAAAGUAGGUCGUUACCUACGUUGCCCCGUGCUUAAUUUCGUGUUUUCGAUGAUUUACCGUCUAAAAAAAUACCUGGCCAUGUCUCGCACCCCCAGAAAGGGCAUCUCGCUCCCCCAGGGAGUGCAGCGUGCACCCCCUGGUUAAUUCGAAGCACUGCUUCACGACGAAUGCCUGGGCUUUCUCCGGCGCUCCGGUUUCCUCCCACAUGCAUAAACAUUUAUUGGCCGAUAACGCCCUGAUAUGUAGAGGACCCCGCAGAGCUUGGGGGGACAGUUGUUGGUAACCGCUCGCCACGCGGCUGACUUUCCCCCCCGCUCGCCUAUGGCGGCUCGUCGCGCCUCUGAGCCCGUUUCUCUCAUCGAGAGCGAGUUGUUGUUGUUGUGGUCGUUGCUGUUCUUUACAAGUUGAGGUCAUUAUUAUUAUGAUAGUUAUUGUUAAAAUGUUGAGUGGAAAGUGCGCGUCUCCGGGAGACGUGUGUGCUCCGUGUGUACCGACGACGUUUUUGGACGUGUUUAACGUCCGUCGCCCAAAGUGGCAUUUCUACAGUCUCGUCGGGAAACGUUUUAACAUUUGCUCGCGGAAAUGAUCAUUUAACCAAAUUUGCUUGGUUUUUUUGGGGGGCGAUUUAAAACAAAUAAGAGUGUUUUUGUCAUCCCCAGACAGUGUAAAUAUUAUCAUGGGAUAACUUUUUUUGCCAGUACAGUAAAAACCUUGGAUUGUGAGUAACUUGGUCUGCGAGUGUUUUGCAAGAUGAGCAAACAUUUGUAAAUAAAUAUUAAUUUGAUAAACGAGCGAGGUCUUGCAAUACGAGUAGUAGCACGUCUACGCUUUGUCUGCCGAGCGUCACGUGAUCACAACUGAUAUCCGAGUGCUUUGAUAUACGAGUGCUUUGGAUUACAAACACGUUUCCGGAACGAAUUAUGCUCGCAAUCCAAGGUUUUACUGUAUCAAAGUAUGAAAAAUAAGAAUUUUAUUGCCAGAAAAGGUGAAACCUAUUCUUAUUUUCCAUACUUUGAUACUGUGCAAAAAAAGGUACCCCACGACACAGCUGCUCACACCCCGAGCUAAAAAUUCCGCGCUCCGUGUGGCAUUGUACUUGUACCGGUUCGCUUUUUGGCGCUGUUCUCUGGUCUGACACUGCUGGUGAGACUAGGCCCAUGAAGAAAGCCACUGUCUCUGGUGUAGGCCAAAUCAGUUUUAAAAAAAAAACAAUGCGUGUAUCAUCUGGGGCACGUUUGCAUGUUCACCACAAGUGCCGCGUGGUUAAUGCAGUGCUCAGUUCCUUGAUAACAGUUUCUGUUUGGCGAACGUCUUAACACAGCACCUGUUUCGUUGCCAGAGAGGGACAAACCCAUUCUUAUUUUUUCGAUUUAAAGCUUUCGUGACUGCAAGGAUUCGUCUUAUUUGGGUUCUUUCGGGUAAAGUCACGUGGAAUGAGAAUAAAAUAAUGAAAUGAAAUAAGAUAAUAAAAUUCUCACGACGUUUCGGCCACAACACAAGCGGCCUUCCUCAGGUGAAGAAACAGGUCGAUCCAGGAGACAGAGCCCGAGGAUAGACUCUGUUUCUUCACCUGAGAUAGGCCGCUUGUGUUGUGGCCAAAACGUCGUGAGAAUUUUAUUAUCUUAUUUUAUUUUAUUCUCAUUCUACGUGACUUUACCGAAAGAACCAAAGAAGACCAUCAUUAUUUUUCAGUGAAAAUGCUUUUGAGAGGCUCUCCCCGCACCGCCGCCUUGCUCUCACUGGGGAGCUGCCCGUCACUUUGCUGCGCGCUGCGGAUGGAGAAACGCGUUGCGUCAAUAAAGGCGUCGUUUUCGAGGUUG